This is a messenger RNA of Musa acuminata subsp. malaccensis (wild Malaysian banana), 1220 nucleotides long. NCBI's taxonomy places the organism in Eukaryota, Viridiplantae, Streptophyta, Magnoliopsida, Zingiberales, Musaceae. The record is from RefSeq and is a predicted model, not a curated record.
AUGACGGACGAAGUAAGGGUAGUGACGGAGCACCCACCAGCGCCACUCUUCGACGUGGGGGAGCUCAAGCUCUGGUCCUUCUAUCGUGCUCUCAUCGCUGAGUUCGUUGCCACCCUCCUGUUCCUCUAUGUCCUCGUGGCUACCGUCAUCGGCCACAAGGCCGCGUCUCUAGACAACCAGUGCGGCGGCGUCGGCCUCCUUGGGAUCGCUUGGGCUGUCGGCGGCAUGAUCUUUCUUCUCGUCUACUGCACCGCCGGCAUCUCUGGUGGACACAUCAACCCGGCCGUCACAUUUGGUCUUCUCCUAGGUCGAAAGGUGUCGGUGUUGCGGGCGGUGUCGUACAUGGUGGCGCAGUGUGCGGGCGCCAUAUGCGGCGUCGGAAUCGCGAGGGCUAUAAUGAAACACCAAUUCGAUGCUUUCGGCGGCGGGACUAACGUGGUGGCCUUAUGCUACUCCAACGGUGCUGCGCUUGGCGCUGAGAUCAUCGGCACCUUCGUGCUCGUCUACACCGUCUUCACUGCCACCGACCCCACGCGCAACGCCCGUGACUCCCACGUUCCGGUGUUGGCGCCUCUAUCGAUUGGCUUUGCGGUGUUUUUGGUGCACUUGGCAACGAUUCCGAUCACAGGCACAGGUAUCAACCCGGCAAGGAGCCUCGGAGCUGCUGUCAUUUACAACAGACGGAAGGCAUGGAACGAUCAGUGGAUCUUCUGGGUGGGUCCCUUCAUCGGAGCUGCGGCCGCCGCGCUGUACCACGAGUACGUGUUGAAGUCAGCGGCUAUCAAGCUCAGCGGCAGCAGCGCCUCCUUCUCCGCCGCCGCGGCGGAGGACCGUGCCUCGUCCUCCUCUUCCUCGUCUCCCGGGUCCGGGAACGCGAAACGGCAGCCCCCCGAGAUAAAGAUCUUCCCGGAGGAGGAGGAGGAGACGGGUCCCUGGCGGAGGACGCGGCGGUACCGCCCGAUCGCCCUCCUCUACGCGUCCACGCGGCCCCUCCAUGGCCGGGAUCGCGACAACAAGAGGCGGACGAAGGAUAGCUAACUCCAUGCCCUAGGAUUUCCGCACCAUAGGACUACUUUUCGUGGGAGCCGAUUACGGCUUGGGGUUUAGACAAAAGUAGUGUGUAAGCUUUUACAUGAUCCGUAAAGCAUUGUCAUGUAAACAAACCAACCACAAUAACAUUACGGUUUGAGUUGCUCGGUCUAACCUUACUCGACAGACUC